CAGUCGUUGCGAUACCGUGGUCUGUUAAGGUAUUGUUUGUGCCGUAGUUUGUAUCGAUAAAUUCGCGUCGUGUUGCGAUCUUUUCAGGCUACCGUGCACUGAAGAUGGUGCGGCAGAAACGUCUGCUUUGGAAAAAAUACGGAUAGGGUCCGGUUUAAGAACGAAACAGUGGUGAUAAACAAUAACAUUUUGGAACUAUGUGGGUCCAAUGCGGAAAGGGACCGAUGUAUUUUGUGCUAUACUCGUUUUUGAUUGGUGUCAGUUUGGCCUCCAUCAUGGGGGAUGAAUGCGAUUGGACAGGAAGCGGUUUGUCAAAGCCAUCUACAGACAAGGGAGUGACUCCGAUAUACCUCAGAUGUUCAGCAGGAAAAAUAAAAUGGGUGUACCCACGAGGAGCGUUGCGAGUACUUUUAAGGUUACCAAAUCAGGAAAGAAAUUUCCGAGGCUGUAUUAAAAUACGCAGUACUGAAAAACCAGGACGACCAGUUGCCAGGGUGUAUUUAGAAGGACCACGAUCCUUGGUACCACUGUAUACAGAAAACAACGGAGUAAAACCUAUAAGAUGCUUCAAUAGCAAGAAGGGCCAAGCUGCCAUCUACAUUGAAGCCACAGACGAGCGAUCUUUUGACAGACAAGCUAUAGAAAUAGAGUACGAUCUCCAACAACUGCCAAAGAAUACCUAUGGAUACGAUCCAAAUGAAGAAUGUAGACCUUGCUCCAAAGAAGAACUGGCACAUAUUUUCUGUACCAGCGAUUUAGUGACAAGAGGCACCAUCCACUCCGUAGAAAACGACAGGAAAACGGAAACGUCUCAGGUAUCCGUCAAAAUCACCAAACUCAUUCGCCACACAUCGGCGGACGAGUUCUUCGAAGAGAUCGAGACCAACAACGUCUACAUCCCACCAACCAUGCACAAGCACGUCACACUAAACGUGCCCCAACAUUGCGGCAUCAAUCACGGUUUGGGCGAAUUCGUGUUCAUGGCCAGGCGAAAACUGGGGGAAUUGUCGCUCCUCUGUGCCCCUAGGCUGGAGACCUGGGCUGUCUUGGUGAGCGAAUUGAACGAAGGGGGUCGGUCGCACUGCGUGUUGAAAAGUUAGCAGCGCUGGAGUGUGACGUUCUCGAUUUGUUGUGAUUUUAAUAGAUUUAUUUGAGAACUUUUUCGAGCUGUGAUCAUCCUGUAUAUAGGCCAUUGUAUAUAACGAUAUUGAAUAGUGUACAUUUUAUAAAUACGUUUAAAGUUUUUGAUUAUGGUUGUAAGAAAAUAUAUAGUUUCAUUUCUAAUAGAAUUCCUGACAGUUUGAUGUGCUUAUAGUUUA
This is a messenger RNA of Sitophilus oryzae (rice weevil), 1319 nucleotides long. Its product is annotated as meteorin-like protein. Gene Ontology annotation, molecular function: hormone activity. The coding region runs from base 198 to 1100 and encodes 300 amino acids. Lineage: Eukaryota; Metazoa; Arthropoda; Insecta; Coleoptera; Curculionidae. The transcript is spliced from 5 exons. The record is from RefSeq and is a predicted model, not a curated record.